AAUUUCUUUUAUGGCAUAAAAACUUGUCAUAUAAGGUUCGCAAUAACGAUUAUUUUUGGCUCGUUAAUGGAGCAGACACCGAUGCGAAGUUUUCUUUCGGCGUGAUAAGCAACGCCUUCCAUUAAAGUAGCGAUUCUUGUUUCGAUAAUUGAUCGUUCGAUUGGAGCAGAAAGAUAAAUUAGUGGCACAAUGAUGUAGACAAUAGUGAGUAACGAAUGUUGUGUGCGACAAACGUGCUUGACAAAUAAAAAAUUUUCUUCUCUGUGUUCUUACGAGUGCGAUAGUUUUGACUUAAUUUUUACAGUGUUUCCCUUUUACGCGGCAUUCAGGACGACCGAAUAUAUUUUCUCAACAGAUACUGAGACGACGCAGAAUCUCCUUGGCGAAAUUGUUUUGCGUUUCGCACAGGAACGCUUGUCAUCUCUUGGGAAGGACAAAAAAGAGAGAAAAGAAAUUACGCUUUCGCACAACUCCGUGUGAUAUCGCCGAGUGUAUCGACUAAAAAUACAACUGUGGAGAACAUUAAAAAACAGUGGCAGAUAUAAUAUCGUAAAUCGGAUCAGCGGCUUAGAAGCGGUUAAGAAAGCUUUCAACUUCUGACAGUGUGCGCCGAUCAGUUUUAUCUUGACUUCCAGGUUUUCUUAUGUACAUAAAAAGCAAAAAAGCGCAAACGAUCGCGCGAUAUUGUCAAUACACACAUACACACAUACAUAUAUAUAUAUAUAUAUCCGACAUGCUUAGCCGUAUUAGCUAUGACGAUAAUACGGUAUUAUCGGAAUGAUACUGUUUAUGGCACAGUUUAUAUGAGCGCAAACUGUCAACUUGCAUCCGAUUGCGAGAAGGAAAAAGAAAAAGAAGUGGAAUCGGAAAUAAUCAGAAAAUAACGAGAUACUCGAACACAUUGAAUAAAAUUGAACUUGUCGUCAUUCGCGUCUUUAAUGUCUCCGAGUGUCGACGUUAUUUUAUCGCGACCUUGAACUGGAACUCGUCCUGGAAAGAUGACAUUGAAGAAAGAGGGAAGGAGAUCUUCGAAAAAGAUGGCUAAGCCGAGCCAGAAAGCGUCCAACUGCAACGACGAGAAUGCGAACGCGUCGCAACAGGAAAGUUCCGUGAAGGAAUGCAAACCAGAGAAACCGGAAGCAGAAUGUCAGAAGCCGCCACGCUCUUCUGGCAGCAAAAGGUCAGUCAAGGAAAUUUCCCCGAAGGACACGGACGCGUGUGGAAAACUUGAGCGGCGCGCUUCGCUCCGUCGGAAAUUCAGUGCGUUGUUAAGAGGGAGUGCUGACUUACCGGCGGCGAUAAAUCGCAGCCUGCAACCGAUCAAGCGUAGCCUGAGCUUCAGCAAGGACCUCCAUCGUACUCACGAGCCAUCGAAGCCUUACAGGACUAGCAGCGUACAGUGGUACAACAGUCUUGGCUCACUAGCUGAGGACGAGCGUGUCGACGAGGUCCGCGAUUAUGAAAGGACAAGCGCUUCAAGCGAAGAGGAGAUUUUCGAGGGUGAAAGGGUGCAGAUCACUAGGACUCACAGCCUAAUGGAAAAGAAUCCAGCCGCGAGUCCUAGACGAAGAGUGAACACUCUCUCGCAUCCGACGUCGGUGCCUUAUGGACGACAUAGCGACCAUUAUCACUCCAAUAUAGAUCUAAGCAAUCCACCCUGCGAAGCGAGCAGCCUUCCAGCUUUAAGUCACGUCGCCAUCGACGAAGAUGACAAUAAAACGAAAUCGCUAUUUCAUGGAAGAGAGCAACAGGUCAGGAACGGAUGGGGGAACCUGAGAUCCAGCACCCGAAAUUUGUCUCUGCUACGGCUGAGGAAUUUUGCCACUCAACACUCGGUGCGUUCGAGUUCUUUAACCUCACUAGACGUCCUGGGCAACAGCAUGCUAGACACGGGGGAGCACCAUUUGGGCGGUGGUCCCUCGCAGCAGCAACCACAUCACCUACAUCACCAUCAACAAUCCCAUCAACUGCAGCAACACAACGUCGUCGAGUGCAGUCCUCGAUUCCUUGUACCGAACACGAUGCCUGCCGAAGGUGCACUUUCCAAUCGUACCAGACAUAAACUCUCACGAUCUCAAGUGUCCAGUAGUGAGUACUUCAGCAUCAGCUUCGAAGUAGGCGACGAUGCAACUUCCUUCGAUCGCGAGGAGUUCCUGCCAGCCACGAAAGGCACCUGUCUGGCAGAUGUAUUGGGUGUCGCUUGCGAACGUCGCGGUAUCGAUCUGUCGCGUGUCGACGUUCUGGACAGUUUUUCAACGCCGCUGCCUUUAUUGACGACGGAUACCUCCGUCCUCGGUGGAAAGCAGCUGCGUAUAACCGUUAAAGACGAAAGAACGAAUUCUCGGACGCCGAGUCAAAGAGGAACUCAGAAUGUGUCGUUGCGAAAAACCAGUGGGAAUUACCGGGGUCGAAGUGGUCGUUUCUUCAGCGUCUCCACCGAAGACUCAAGCAUCGACUGCGACGUAGGUGCCUGCGCAACGCUUGUUUCCAGCCGGAGUACCGCUGGGGCUGCGGGACUCAAGGCUAGUAAACAGCGUUGGAGUGGAUUUUUUACCAAUACCAAGGGUACCAAAAUGGAUCUUCUAACUGCCCAACUGGAUGAGUACAAUAAACAUGGCAUACCGAAGUUCACGGAUAUUUCAUUGCACUGUGAUCUAGCGAUCGAUGAAGAAAAAGAGCUGUACAGUUUAGAGGACGACUGGCGCGACAUCGUAGAAAAUUCUGAUCAACUCUCGGAAAAGCAGCAACAGCAACAAACCGCACUCUGGGAAUUAACGCAGACCGAAGUGGCCUACAUUAAAACUUUGAAGGUCGUAACUGACCUCUUCAUGGCGUGCCUGUGCGGCCUGCAGGCCUCGAAUAUUCUGAACGAGGUCGACAGGUCGAAACUUUUCAGCAAUAUACCCAAUAUCUACGCUGCUAAUCGCUACUUCUGGACGGAGCAUCUGCUCACGAUGCUGCACGUGUCUAGAUCGAGUAGACAACCGCUCGAUCCUGGUCACCUUCUACAGGGCUUCGAAACUUUCGAGCAGACGUUCGCGCCUUACACAAGAUACUGUGCCGAGCAGAGCCGAUGUCAACAAUAUUGCCGAGACCGAUUGAACGAUAAUCAACUUUUCACGGCGUAUCUGGUGUGGUGCGAAACGCAGAAGGAAUGCAACCGACUGAAACUUCUGGACAUACUCGUAAAGCCGAUGCAGAGAUUAACAAAGUAUUCGCUCCUUCUCAAAGCAGUUCACAAGAACACCGAAAACGAAGAUCUACGAGUGGAAUUAACCCACAUGAUCAAGUCGGUGGACGAUUUCGUGGCGUCUGUGAACGCGGCCUUGAGAAGAAGUGAGGAAACUGCGCGAUUAACGAGUGCAGCCUCCCGUCUCGAAAGCUACGACGUCGUCGAGUCCAGAGACGAGGAAUUAGAGAAACUGAUCAAGAUACACAAUAAUUUCGACAUUACCACAGCACCGAUACCAGGUUGCCCGAAAGACACCCUGAGAACUCUAUUACGAGAAGGAGACUUGAAAUUGAAGGAUGCCGCUACCAGCAAGAUGGAGGUGCACGUAUUACUAUUGACCGACAUGUUACUAAUUUGCAAACCUUCAACAAAGAAAACAUCGUCAAGCGGCACGAUAGGAGGUGCCGGCUGCGGUUUGAAAAUCAUUAGACAGCCAUACGUUGUCGACCGCAUACGAAUUCAUGAACUCAAAGAACCGUCUAGUCUGGGAUUGAUUUACCUUAACGAGUAUGGGGCAGCCUCUGCUGCUUUGGUCCUCAGCACUGGUGAACCGAAACUAGCUAAGUCAUGGAUGGAGUCCCUGAGAAAAGCUCAACAGCAAUUUGCGUUGAUGAAGGUACCGCCGCUCGGCGAGCCUGUGAUGAACCUGGCGACCGUUAGCAGGCAACCGAGUACAUUCUUGGGUGACGGCGAUUUCGAAGCGGAGGAAUGUGAAGGAAUCCCGAAAACUCCGCGUGGCAGUAGCAGGGCAUCGCGCGUUAGUAGUCUCGCUCAUAGUCACAGUGGUAGUAUGGAGAUGGAAGGUGUGUCUCCGGGAAGCAGCAGUUUCCUACCAAGUUAUAACCCGAGCAGGAACGUCAGUGUUGACACGAACGAACCACCACGAGCAUCAAGCGUAUCGUCGGAGGAAGGUGGCGAGUCCGGUUCCGGCCACAAUCACCGACCCUUACAAAUAAGGCGCUCGUUACUCAGCAAAUCACCGACUCCGAACACCUUGAGUGUCCAAGUUCCAGCAUAUUCGAGCCUGGGUCAAUCGUUACCUAAUCUCACACUGGCUACCUCACCGCAAACAUCGACCGUGUCGCCAACACCGCCGAAUUCGUUGCUCAUCGUGCCACAAAUCACGAAGAGCAAGGAUACCUUGCUCUCGCCAGGACAUCGAGGUAGUAUAUCGUAUCCGCCGCCAUCGCCACCGCGAGGAGCUCUCAGAAGAGCGUUCGCGUUACCGCAGUCCCGGAAUCCGCCCUUGAUCAAGACGAGGCAUGUGAACGCAUCGGUGACGCAAACGAUGCAACCGACUAUGAGCUGCGAUACCGAAGCUAUUGAAGAAAGACGGAGAAAAUUGGAACUUUCGCAAAGAAUGCCGUCUACAAGCAGCAUUACUGAGGACAAGAAAUAACAUGAACCCACCUGCAAGAAGAUCUUCCGAACAUUUAAAUUGGUGUAGAUCACCGUCGACGUGGAUGUACGUGAUACGUAAUGCUUAGGAACAAGAUAUCACUUCUGGCUGACUAUGUGUAAGUGCUGCACACACUUUCACAAAGAAAAUCCGAGGAACAGUGAUAUCUUCGAGGACCGGUUGUCUCUCAUUCCCUGGAAGUGUACGAAACGUGUUAAGCAAUUUUACAAUCGAUUGGGGCCAUUCGAAAUCAACGUAAAGUUUGUACCAUGACCGUAUCACUACUUUAUCUCGUUAGACUUAUAACACUCUUAUAGACUUCUUUUUUUAACAUUAACUGCGCGGCGAUGGGCAGGGUCGCGUAAAAUAUUAAGCAUAGAGGACUUAGACUCUUAAGCGAAACGAACAGAAAGGCCUACUUAGCGUAAUUACAUUAAGACUACAUAGCGGAAACUUUAGAACUUAACAAUUUUAAUAGUUGAGGUACAUAAGCCUCUAGCAAUUUUUUCCAGAGAGAUCCAAUAACUGUAUUUGUGACGAGGAUCUGCAAGCGAAAUGAGCUGCAAUGGACCGUAAAUCUCCUGCAUUAAUAAUUCUUGGCGAAGCGUGUUUGGACGAGCUGUUUUCUCGAAUACGUGCGAAGAAAAAGAUGGAAUAAGGAUGAUUACUUUAAGUACAAAUUCGAUUUUGGCGACAUUUCGUUCCAAAAGACUGAGAUGUGAGAAUCGAGGACUAUCGAUAAAAAUGUCAUCUAUCUAGAGACAACAUUAUGUAGAAGAGGUAAAAAGAAAUAAAAAGCGGAAGAAAAAAAGGGUGGAAGGAGACAGAGCAAUGAUUUUAUACGAGCUCCUACUAUCCGGUUUCUUUCAUUCCCUCGGUUUGUGCUGUUUUCGCUUGAAGCUUGAAACAUUAAUUAUUUCUAAGUACACGGAUCGCACGAGCAUGUAUAAUUAUAUCUGAGAUCAAAG
Messenger RNA from Harpegnathos saltator (Jerdon's jumping ant), 5599 nucleotides. Its product is annotated as pleckstrin homology domain-containing family G member 5. Gene Ontology annotation, biological process: Rho protein signal transduction; endothelial cell migration. Gene Ontology annotation, molecular function: guanyl-nucleotide exchange factor activity. The transcript has 21 exons. NCBI's taxonomy places the organism in Eukaryota, Metazoa, Arthropoda, Insecta, Hymenoptera, Formicidae. Gene Ontology annotation, cellular component: axon; plasma membrane; endocytic vesicle. Bases 999 to 4631 code for a protein of 1210 amino acids. The record is from RefSeq and is a predicted model, not a curated record.